AUGGAAGCAAGGAAACAGAUUCUGUUGAUCCCCCUCAGCCACCUGUCAAAAAGCCUCGGGCCCUUCCACCUGUGGUCACCCGACGUGAGCAACUUGGGAUGCGAAGGAAAAAAAGGCAAGAACAAGAAAGGUGAUGACCAUGAUGAUGAAGGUGUAAAGGCAACCAGCAAACAAACAAACAAGGGUGAUGCCACAGCUGCCAGCAAGACAAAGAAGAAUGAGGAAGGCAUAAAAAAAAGACGGGGGAAGACAUGCAAAGCCAAGGGUCCAAAGGAUACUGAGGCUUCGGAAAGUUCCAAGGAAGAUGGUGGUUCCAAUUGCGUUCCAAAGAAAGCACAGCCAAAGGGCAAGGCAAAGGCAAAGGCGAAGGUGUCCCCUAAGAAAAAGGCGAAAGCUUCCCCAAAGGCAUCCCCAAAGGUAUCCCCAAAGAAGAGGGCUCGAUGUUCCAGGGGUGGCAAGUCAGCCGCCGCUCCCAGUCCUUCUGAGCAUGAGGGCCAUGAUGCUGCAGCUGAUGCUUCACCUGAGACGGUCAAGCCCGAGCCCAAACGUCGGGGACGGAAGGUAGCUACUCCCCAGGCUCGUGGCCCAAGUUCUGUUGGCUUGAGCCCUGAAGAUUUGAAAGGUGCCUUCAGGGGUGAAAUUUCGCAUCAUUGGAAGUCGGGGAAGUCCCGUUUGAAUGGUGAUGAUUUUCCACCGGCCUCAUUUGAAAAGACUACGCUCUCUUGCUACUACACCCGAUCAAGGCCUUCUGUUGGCUUGAGGGCUAAAAAGAAGGAUUACCCGAUGCGCACCAACUUGGAAUGCUACAAUUUCUCCUUCAAUCUCAAAGAUGUUUGCAACAUUGGUUUGGCCAUGAAGUGUGCACUUGCUGAAUGGAUCGAUGUGCAAGCUGCUGAGAAUGAGGGCUUUGACAUGUUCACGGACUCCGUCCGAAACCACAUGGAGAACAUCAAGGACAUUGCCAUGAAAGCCAUUGAAGCCUACAAAGCUGAGAAAGGUGCCGAUGCUGCUGAUGUCGAUUGA
Messenger RNA from Cladocopium goreaui, 1023 nucleotides. The record is from the annotation of a GenBank genome assembly. Lineage: Eukaryota; Dinophyceae; Suessiales; Symbiodiniaceae.